Paramecium pentaurelia is the source of this 815-nucleotide messenger RNA. The record is from the annotation of a GenBank genome assembly. Lineage: Eukaryota; Ciliophora; Oligohymenophorea; Peniculida; Parameciidae.
AUGAACAUGCAUAAAGAAUUCAUUAAAGGCAAAUUAAAAAAGGAUGAUUUGAUUGUAAUUACUAAUCCUCCUUGGGGUAGAACAGUAAAUUUGGAUAAAUUUAAUAAAAUGAUAAAAUUCUUAGAAACAAAUUGCAAUUAAUGUUAUUUGUUGAUUGCAAGUGAUUAAUUUUAGUUUUUUGAUAAAAGAAAAUGGGAAUUAUUGGCAGAACCAUUAGUUGGAGGACAAUGGACUAAAAUUAUUAAAUAUGAUAGAAAUAGAGAGACUUAACUUAUCACAUUAGAGAUAGUACCUAAAGAGAAUAAUUAAAUAAUCACAUAAUCUACAACUAUAGAUGUAAUAGCAAAAGAUCUCUCCUAUUAGAGAGAUAUAGAAGAAUAUGAAAAUAAAAAAAUAGUGGAUUUAACUAAAAAUUUAGGAGCCUUAUCAAAAAAGUUAAAUAAUUAAGAUUAUUUGAAACAUUUAAAGAAAGAGACUCGAACUGUUGCAGAAAGGUAUGCAGUAUUUCUUAAGAAAUUAAAUAUAGGAACUAAAACAAAAGUAAGAUCCAUUAUGUUAAGAAGAGCAAAUGAUUUAUAUAAGACAAAAAUAAGAAAUUUAAAUUUACAAAUAAACAAAAUUAGAGAGUAAAUUAAAAAGGAAAAAAUAGAAUUAAAGAAAUAAGAAGUAAAGGAUAAGGUUAUCUUAGAUAAAUACUCAUUGAAAUAAGAAGAUUUAGAGAAAAAUUAAAAAUAUUGGAUGAAAAAGCAAAGAAAAAGAGUUUAAAAUUAUUAAAAUAAUAGAAAAAGAGAUCUCAGACAAUACCAAGAUGGUGA